AUGAUUGAUGGCCUUGCUUUGGAAGUAGGAGAUGGUAGAUCCACCAGGUUCUGGGAGGAUACAUGGCUCCAAUGGAGGAGGGAACUACGCCAAUGGGAGACCGAUACAUUGGACCAGCUGCUGCAGAUCUUGCAAUCUGUCAGACUCAUAGCAGAUAUGCAAGAUAGAGUGGUGUGGAAAUUUGACAAGGAAGGAGUUUAUUCUACUAACUCAUUUGUGCAGGUAUUGCAGGAACAGACCUUGGAUGAGGAGCUUCACAACUAUAGGUUCACAAAAGAUAUUUGGAAAGGAAUAGUCCCACCUAGGGUUGAGCUGUUCACUUGGUUCGUGUUAGUAGGGAGGGUCAACAUAAAGGACCGGCUAUGCAGACUGGGAAUCCUACAACAGAAUGAUAACUUAUGUGUAUUGUGUAAGAAAGAUGUUGAGAAUAUACACCAUUUGUUUGUUGCUUGUGAGUUCUCUUGGCAGGUGUGGUGUGCGUGGAUCUCAACUUUUGGUCAGAGGUGGACUGCACCAGGUAACUUGAAAGAGCAUUUUGAGAGUUGGAGAUCCAUGCCAGUGAGGAAGGAGCGACGGAAGCAUUGGCUAGCUGGGUUUUUUUCUGUGCUGUGGAUUAUUUGGCUACGACGGAAUGAUGUCAUCUUCCAAAGUAAGACAACAGGGGUUGUAGACUGUGUGAAUCAGUCAUUUUCAUGUGUUACAGAGUGGUGUGGUUAA
Molecule: messenger RNA, 717 nt
Organism: Arachis ipaensis
Lineage: Eukaryota; Viridiplantae; Streptophyta; Magnoliopsida; Fabales; Fabaceae
Source: RefSeq, a predicted model, not a curated record